Messenger RNA from Taeniopygia guttata (zebra finch), 4683 nucleotides. It is a transcript of the gene ANKS3, whose product is annotated as ankyrin repeat and sterile alpha motif domain containing 3. Gene Ontology annotation, molecular function: protein binding. Gene Ontology annotation, cellular component: cilium. The record is from RefSeq and is a predicted model, not a curated record. Lineage: Eukaryota; Metazoa; Chordata; Aves; Passeriformes; Estrildidae.
UGUUGUAGUUCGCCGCCCGUGAGGGCGGGGCGCUCCCGGCAUGCCUUGCGCUUGGGGACUGGUUCCGGCGGCGGCGCUCACCGGGCGCAGUGUAUUGGAAUCCCAGAGUUCUCUACAGCAAGAGAAAACUUCCAGCAAAGUCUUUUCAGCAGCAGUUAUUUUUUCGGGCUGAGGAGUCAAUCAAAGUUGAGGGCAGGAUGUCGGAGCUGAGCGACGAGGCCAGCGAGUCGGAGCUGCUGAGCCGCAGCCUCUCCAUGUGGCACGGGGUGGGGCCCGUGCUGUGCCGGGAGGAGCUGGACGUGCCCCUGGACCUGCACACCGCCUCUUCUGUCGGGCAGUACCAAGUGGUGCAGGAGUGCAUCCAGCGUGGAGACCUGGAUUUGAACCAGAGGAACUGUGGGGGCUGGACCCCACUCAUGUACGCUUCCUACAUUGGCCAUGACAACAUCGUGCACCUGCUGCUGGAAGCAGGAGUGAACGUGAACAUCCCCACCCCAGAAGGCCAGACUCCCCUCAUGCUGGCCUCCAGCUGUGGCAAUGAGAGUGUUGCUUACUUCCUUCUACAGCAAGGGGCAGAGCUGGAGAUGAAGGACAUCCAUGGCUGGACUGCCUUGUUCCACUGCACCAGUGCCGGGCACCAGCAGAUGGUCAAGUUCUUACUGGAGAAUGGGGCAAAUGCCAACUGCAAGGAGCCAGUGUAUGGAUACACACCUCUGAUGGAAGCAGCUGCUUCUGGCCAUGAGAUAAUUGUUCAGUACCUUCUCAAUCAUGGAGUGAAGGCAGAUGUCAGAGACAACACUGGAGCCACAGCACGGACCCUGGCCAUGAAGUAUGGCCACACCAAGAUUGUGGGGCUGAUAGAUUUGCAUGCAGCCCCAGUGCCCAAGGUCUUCUGCAGAGGUCCAGGCAACUAUGAGGAGCUGAGUUCUUCAGAUGAAUCAUAUUCUGCUCCCCAGAGACAGAGACCUGCUCGUAGGACCAAGGGUCCCAGCAUCCAUGAGGGGCCCCAGGCCUUGGCCAAGAUCACAGCAAUUGGCAUGGGGAGAUGGAAGCAGUCUUGCUAUGAGCAGGUGCCCCCUCAGGGCUAUGUCACCUUCAAUGAUGCCAGCUGUGCAUCAGGUGUCAUCCGGAACAGGGACGUCACCUCCCCAAUCAACGAGCUGGACGUGGACAGCAGCAGCAGCAGGGAGGAUAGUGCUUUGUCCAGCAACAGCCUGGGAACCAUCAGGAGCAGCAGCAGCAGCAGUGAAUGCCUAAUUAGAAUCCCGGGAGUCAGCAGUGAAGGCUCCUUGGAAAGCAAUGAGGACUCUGAUCACACCAACAGCCCCCCGAGUCGGAAACAAGCCAAGAGCUUUAAGGGCAAGACCCGCUACAGCAACAGUGACAGCCAGUGGAGCCACUGCCUGGGGAAGACCGGGGGCUGCUGCCAGCACCUGGUCCUUCCUGAGCCCCCGGCCUACACAGGGCCCCAGGACCUGGCAACAUUCCUUGAGGAGAUUGGGUGCCUGAAGUACCUGCAGGUGUUUGAGGAGCAAGAUGUGGACCUCCGGAUCUUCCUGACCCUGACAGAAAGUGACCUGAAGGAAAUAGGCAUCACGCUGUUUGGCCCCAAGAGGAAGAUGACCUCGGCCAUUGCGCGCUGGCACAGCAGUGCCCGCCCGCCCAGCGACGCGCUGGAGUUGGCCUACGCUGAUCGACUGGAGGCAGAGAUGCAGGAAUUGGCCAUCCAGCUGCACAAGAGGUGUGAAGAGGUGCAGGUGAUGAAGGGCCAGGUGUGCCAGGAGCAGAAGCUGCGUGCAGUGGCCGAGAGCUGUUUGAUGGAGCGGGAUGAGACCUGGAAUGCCAUCCAGUGCCAGCUCAGAGAGGCUCAGGCCAUCACCAAGGAUGCUGGAGUCCUGCUGGAUCAGAUCAAGAGCUGCCAGGCAGAGCUGUCAUCCCGGCUGGCCCCGGAGCAGGCGGGCGAUGGAGCGCCGGACACGCGGGAGCAGCGCGGCACCGGGGAGAGCCGGCGGCCCGGGGAGCGCCCAGUUCUGGAAGGGUGGCCACCUUCCCUGAAGUCCCUGAGCUUGCCUGAGCUGUCAGCUGUGCUGGAAGAGUGUGUGGGAGAGAUGGGAAAAGCUCUGCAGACUGUGACUCAAAACCUCCAAAAGCUCCAAGCCCUGGGGCAGAGCGGGCAGAGCUGGCCAAAGCCAUAACCAAGCCAGGAGGGAAUACUGACGUCGGGUGACUGUUCCACCCGGAAGCUGAGUGUACCUGGGAAAGGGAGCACGGGGCUGUGCCGGCAGCACCACGGCUCUGCCGACGGCCACUGCAGCUGGCAGGGCACCGAGGAGGCUGUGGCCACCAGAGAACACAGCUGGGAGCAUGAGGGACAGCAGAGGACAACAACCAGCUGCUCUUUGGGCCUGACUCAAGGCUCCCAGGAUCUUUAUUUGAAAGGUUUAGGUUUGGAGGAGAAGCUCCAAGCCUAGAAGUUUUGUCUGCCUUAAGCUUCCUGCAGCCCUUGUUGUUCAGGUCUGAGUGGUGGUAGAAAGGUGACAGUUGCACAAAGCAAUCAAUUCAUUAUACUUUUCUGCAUCCCAAGCUCCCUACAGCCUCUGAAACGUGUCCCUGGCUCCUCCUGUGCCAUGGGGAUUGGCCCAGAGAAUGGAUCUGAGGCCAUAAAAAAGGUAGUUUGUUGUGGAGGGUUGAAAGGAGUGGAGUUUGUGAUGUUUGGCUCUUGGAGCUGCAGUGGAGCUCAAACUGCAGCCCUGUUCCUAGUUGGAAUGUCUGCUCUACUGCCACCCCAGAUCUGUGCUUCAAAGCCUGUUCCUCCAACCAGCCCACUCUGGUUCACUUUGGGUUCUUGCUGUCCUCAGGAGCUGGGUGUGAUCACGUUGGUGGUUUAGGAAUGGCAUUCACUGAAACACUCCCAACUCACCCACUCCCCCUCCUCACCUCCUCUCCCCUGGGGUGGGAUGGAGAGGAGAACUGGAGGCACAAAAGGAGAAGAUCACUGGUAGAAAUAAAAGCAUUUUAUGGGAAACAGCAGCAAGAUAAGGAACAGCUACAGCAACAACAGUAAUAACAGCUGUGUACUGGAGAAGUCCUGGGCCUGCAGAAAUGAGCCCUGCCCUGGCCAGAACCAGGACAUCACUGUUACUCCAUCCCCAAGAACUUGGCUUUGUGGUCAGUGCUCUAGGGAGAGGUCAUUGGCCUGGUUUGCCAGGGCCAAGAUCCCAGCAAGGCAGGGAUCCCCUGGAAGGACCGGGAGAGAGAAGGAAGAGCUGGGACUGUUGAGCUUCCCAUGCCUCUGGCAAGCGGGGGAGUGCCAAGGCAGCAGAGCAGGAAGAGGAAUAGCUCUGUGCCCCCAUGGGAUGUGGGCAAAGGAACCACAGCCCAGAGAGAGCUAUGGCUUUACCUCACCACUGCCUGCCUUUGAUGUGCAGGCUUUAGUGCUGGGGAAGAGUUCUGCCAGGGCAUUUGUGGUGGGCAUUGCCAAGGACAGGCAGUGCAGGAAGAGGCUGCCCUAUCCCUGGGAGUGGGUGAGGGUGCCAGGGACCUUGGUGUAGUGUGCUUUCCAGUGACUGUUCCCAUUUACUCCUGAAUCCUGUAAGGGGGAAAAACACAACAAUCAAAAUCUGAAGUGAUUUUCCAAAAUAUGAAGUGAGUGAUGAUGUUGAUGAAUCAUGGUAAGUCCCUUUGGGAAGAGGAUGGAACUGUGUGUUCCUUCUGGUAUUUGGACUUUGGGCACAGAUCCCAAAUAUAAAAACCCAUCCAGCUCCAUCUUUUCAGCUGGUCAGCCCUUCUGAGUCCCUUCAGGCAGGGGUGCAACUGGUCUGCCUGCACUGCCAGGCAGGUAUGGCCCUCUCAGCUGUGCCUGGCAGUGUCCCCCCCUCUGGGUGCUGCCUCCUGCCCAUGCUUACCUCCCACCCUCAGCACAGGGCACUCUUUUUUCAUCUUGAGCAAUGCCAUGGAGCAUGUGGGCACCCAGUGCCAGCUGCAGGGUGAGGCUGCAGGAGUUUCACCCUGAAGAGUUUGGAUGAGGCAGAGGGAAUUCUCCUUGGGCAGCACUCCUGGAAACUCCUCAGAGGGCUGAGGCUGUGCUGGGGCGCAGAGUUUUGAAGGCUUUGUCCCUCAUUCCCUGUCACUGGGGAGUCCCAAGGUCUCUCCCUAGCCUUGGUGGUGCCUCUGGCUGCAGUAAUAUGGGGUUGUUAAUGCUGUUUCCCUUGAAGUUAAGGCAAACCCCCCAAAAAACUCCUAAGGGCAAAGCUCUGGCUCAGCAGUGCCCUCAGAACGGGGGCUGUGCAGAAUAGUGGCUGGAAGGUGAUUACAGGGAUUUGGGGCUUGCUUUGCUAAGUCUGAGGCUGGAAUCAAGGGGGUUUGGGGGAUUAAUCCAAUCCCAAUUAAUCCCAGGAUCUAUCCAAUACAUCAGAAUACCUGGGAAAAGGGGGGAGAGGUGGCAGUGUGUGUGUGAAGGAAAAAAGCCCCAAAGAGGGGCUGCAGGUGUAAAGGCUUCAAGGGUGUGAGAGCACCCAAGGGCCCAGCAGGGAGGGAAUUCCUUAACUGCAGGCUGUGAAGCAGCAUUCCUUGCAGCUAGGGUGGCUGUGCAGGCAGCAGGAGUCUGGUGCUACCCUAAGGUGAGCUGUCUGAGAAAAAUAGCAUUUGCUGAUUUGGAUGAAUGAAUAAAAACUGAGAAGCCUG